AUGGCCGCCAGAGUGACUCGAAGCCAGAGUCGGAAGACCUCCACCACCUCGUGCAAAAGGAAAAGCGAGCCCGAGGAUUCUGUAUCCUCUAAAAAGGUCGCUGAGGGGAUACCUUCAGCGACGUGCAAGACACCCCAAAGACCAAACAAGAGGGUCCGCUUCUCGGACCCCGGCCUUCGGGUCCAGGAACACGACUAUUCCACGGGUUUGACACCCGCGCUGCUUCGUACCUCAUUUGAGGAUCAAGGGGAUGCAGGCCGUAUUACCCGCAGCCCGAGCCGACGGAUGCGGCGGCGCUCUGCUCCUCUACCACGGUCCCUCUAUCCGCAGGACCCGUCACCUUCGGAGCAAGUGGUGCAGUUUACGCCCUUGCGGCAGAUCCUAGAUCCUCGCACGAAGCGACGGCUUUGCCGUACUGGCCUAAGUGAUGAGGUCAACCACAUAGAGCGCGAGAAACGUGAGACCGCUUACUACGAAAAGACCAUCCAGUCCUUGCUGCGCGAAAGAGAUGCGUUGAAGCAGCAGCUAGAGUCGGCGAGGUCUACCCAAAAUGAGAGUCAAUUCAGGCACAUGGAUGAUGUUCCCACGGCCAUGUCGCCACGGAGCAGAAUCGAACAUCUAGAGGCCGAAAACGGUCGUCUUAGGGAGGAGGUCUCGUUCUCCUCGAUCCAAAAUGGAGAUGAUCAGGAUUCUUUUAGCACGACUGACACAGUCAUUAUUAAUGAUAGUGCAUUCGAGGGGGAUACUAUUCUUAUGUCCAACUCGCCUGUCAUCCGCGGCUUAGAUGGGAGUCAUUGCCCAUCCUCAGACAAUUUUUCAAGCCUGCACAAUCAUAAUACAGCGACCGACGUUGGUACUCAAGCUCAUUUGCCUGAUGAGGAACAAGAAGUCGAGAUACGCACUCUCUCACUCGAUCUGGAAACUGCCAGAAAAGAGAAAAGGGACCUAUUCAACGCAGUUCGUGCUCACUCUUCCGCAUUCGAUGGCACACCUCUUGGCCAGCACCUGCGCCGAUCCUCUCCGCCUCCGGAUUUUCUAGCUCAAUUUAUGCCUGCGCUCGCCGAGGUCGUUAAUCGUGCCUCAGACGCUGUCGGCGCUCUGAAUUCAGCCGCGGAAGAACUUUCAAGCAUGGGGUUUUCCGGAACUACCGUGAACGACAUCAUUUCCGAGAUGCGCCAUCGCUUCCGUUCGGCGCGUCUCGGUCUAGAGCGCGCACUGCCUGGAGAAACAGCCAAUGUGGGCCUCGAAGAUGGAAGUGCCACAUUGGCCGCGCUGGUCAAUCGGGUAGAGCUGUUGGUAAAAGACCUAGAAGUGGAGCGUGAUUCUCACCAUGGCUUGUUAGGUCGUGAAAAGGCGCUGCGUGGCCAAUUCGAUACCCUCUUAACUAGGUACGAGGCAGCGACGCAGAAGAUUCGGGAUCUGGAAGAGUCAAGGGCAGCUUCCGCCAGUGAUAUGCUUCACACCAGAAUGCGAAUGCAGGAACUCGAACGCGAAGGAGAAGAACAGGUCGUUAGCAUUGACAGGUUGAAUGCAGCACUUAGCAAAUAUUCUGAAGAGGUCAAAGGGCUCGAGAUCCUGGUGAAUCAACUGGAAGCUGAUAAGACCGCCUCCCAAGAGCAGCACAGCCAGCAAGUGUCUCAACUUGAGGAGAGAUUAGCUCAGGAGAAAACGUCACGUUCUGCGGCCGAGUCUGCUGUUGCUGAGCGGGAAGAACGUAUUCGUCAACUCGAAGGGGCAGUGGAGACAAAUCAGAUCCGCGUGUGUGACCUUACUGCGAAGGUGGAGUCGAUUGAAAAAGAGCGACGGGAAGCAAUUGAAAGCUUAGAACAAAAGAUAGCCGACCAGGUCGAGCAUCAUGAAAAUGAGGUAGGUCUUUUGAACGCCCGGGUCUCGGAGCUCACCACCGCGCUUGAGGCUGCCAAGUCAGAAGCAGAAAAGCUGCACCGAAGCAACAUAGGGCUGCGGGAGCAGCUGCAGCAAGAAAUGGAGGCCAGGGACAACCUGUUGGAUAGAUGGGCUGCGCAUCAAGCCCGGUCAUUUGCUUUCGUGAAGGAAACCGUCAAUUCAGAGCGACGAAAGGCGAAGAUCCGUGCCGCAAAUUGGGAAAUGAAGUCAGAUGAUCUUCACUCGGACGGCGUUCCUCUUCCAAGCGAGCCGAUUACUCCAGUCAGUAUGACCAGGUUCGUUGAUGUGGAGGUUGGAAGGGGUAAGAAUAGAAGGCGGCUUGAUAGUGGGAUUGGCAUUUUGACCGAAGAAGACAUUAUAAACGAAGUCGAGGACGGCGCUGAUCUCCCCAUGGACGUUAAUCUUCUGCCGUCCGAUCCAGCCGAACUAUGA
Molecule: messenger RNA, 2337 nt
Organism: Aspergillus fumigatus Af293
Lineage: Eukaryota; Fungi; Ascomycota; Eurotiomycetes; Eurotiales; Aspergillaceae
Source: RefSeq, a predicted model, not a curated record